AUGCAUUUAUUCUCAGAUAAAUCGUCGUCAAUAUUCAUCAUCGUUGUCCUUUUGAGCACCUUUUUUCCGCCGGCUGUCCGCUCAAAUCCCAAUUUCCUCAAACUGCCCUCCGAUCAACAAGAAGAUAAUCUAUGUCCCGUUAUUUCCACUUCCGAUCCGGACUCCUGCCCCGUGAAGUGCUUCCGACCCGAUCCAGUGUGCGGCGUUGAUGGGGUCACCUACUGGUGCGGCUGUAUUGACGCUUAUUGUGCGGGGACGCUUGUCAAGAAAUUGGGGUUCUGCGAGGUGGACAAUGGAGGAUCGGGCCCUGCUGGUCAGGCCCUGUUGCUGGUUCACCUUGUAUGGCUCAUACUACUGGGGAUCUUCGUGCUGUUCGGGCUUCUUUGA
Messenger RNA from Olea europaea var. sylvestris, 387 nucleotides. RefSeq lists its product as uncharacterized. The transcript has a single exon. The coding region runs from base 1 to 387 and encodes 128 amino acids. The record is from RefSeq and is a predicted model, not a curated record. NCBI's taxonomy places the organism in Eukaryota, Viridiplantae, Streptophyta, Magnoliopsida, Lamiales, Oleaceae.